GCUCCAUGUCAAAAUUUAAAAAAAUGGCGGACGUUAAUAAUACGGCUGUUCGAAAUCCUGAUCGAAUCCAAAAUCGGAUAUCAAACAUGAGAGUAGCAAAUGGACCUCGAGUGGUUACAAUAAAUAAAACGGAUACAGGUUUUGGUUUCAAUGUUAGGGGACAAGUUAGUGAAGGUGGUCAACUUAAAAGCAUCAACGGCGAACUAUACGCCCCUCUUCAGCAUGUCAGUGCAGUCUUGGAUCGUGGUGCUGCAGAACAAGCUGGGAUUCGAAAAGGGGAUAGGAUCCUGGAGGUGAAUGGAGUGAAUGUUGAGGGUUCCACACACAAACAAGUUGUUGAUCUGAUCAAAUCAGGUGGAGAUGUAUUAACACUUACUGUUAUUUCUGUAACCCAACAGGAAGCUGAACGUUUAGAACCAAGUGAUGAAAGUCAGAUUUACUAUGAUUACAGUGAGAAGAGAUCCUUACCUAUAAGCAUCCCAGAUUACAACCACAGUGAAAGGUGUGGGGAAAGAUAUGUAUCAUUCAACAUAUACAUGGCUGGACGCCAUUUAUGCUCUAGGAGAUACAGGGAAUUUGUGAAGUUACAUAAUGACCUCAAAAAAGAGUUCAUGGGUUUUACAUUUCCAAAAUUGCCGGGAAAAUGGCCAUUUACUAUGAGUGAACAACAGUUAGAUGCCAGGCGAAGGGGACUGGAGCAAUAUUUAGAGAGAGUUUGUGCUGUGAGAGUCAUAGCAGAGUCUGAUGUUAUGCAAGAGUUCCUAACAGAUCACGAGGAUGAAAAUAACAGUUGUCCAGUUGAUCUUAAAGUAUUAUUACCUGAUAGAGAAAUAGUAACAGUUUCACUUAGGAAAAGUUCAAGUGCAGAAGAAGUAUAUGAAGCUGUAAUUAAGAAAAUAGGAAUGAAGAGAAGUGUAGCAAAUUAUUUUUAUUUAUUUGAAAUAGUUGAAUAUAAUUUUGAAAGAAAAUUGCAACCCAGUGAAUAUCCACAUAAUCUAUAUAUACAAAACUAUAGUACAGCCACCAGCACAUGUUUGAGCAUUAGAAAAUGGUUGUUUUCCAUAGACAAAGAAUUGAGUUUGAUGAAUGAUCCUCAGGCUAUGUCAUUCAUAUUCUGGCAAGCCGUCGACGAAGUAAACAGGGGCUGCAUCAGGGCGGGCGAACGCCUCUAUCAGCUCAAGGCCCUCCAAGACAAAACGCGUGCCGUGGAAUACUUGAAGUUGGCGCGCGACCUGCCCGGCUACGGUGACGUCAUGUUCCCGCACUGCGCGUGCGACUGCCGAAAGGAGGGUCACGUGGUGCUGUCGAUCGGCGCGGGCGGCGUCAAGUUGCACGCGUGCGCCGAAGAUGGCGCGCUCGAGAGUCAGGUGAUCGUGCUGGAGUGGGACUCGUUGCGGCAGUGGGAGAUCGACGAGGAAGGUAUGGCCUUUUGUUUGAAAUACGAUAGGACAGACAAGAGUCCAAAAUGGCUGAAGCUAUACACCCCCUAUUAUUUCUACCUGCGCGAUUGCUUUGAGCGGAUCAUAGAAGAAAGCAAAUGGUUGGACACUGGUGACUGAUGCCAUGCCAUUCUCGAUUUCCAGAAUUCUCGGAUUAUCAACUAAUUUGAAAUUCGUAUGUAGGAAGCACUCGUACUAAAUCUGUUAUAUUUACUGUGAUUUUUAUUAUAUACUCUUAUUUUAAAUUUUAUUUUUUCUUAUGUAAUUUAAUGUUGUAUUUAUAAGCAAUUUUUUGAUUUUGGCACUGAUUGUUCUGUUACUUCAUUGAAAAAAAGAGGUGAUUUUUGUUGUUAUUUAAGAAAAUUUCCUCUUACAAACGUUAUUGAUAUAUGUAUAGGCAGAUGAAGUUUUAAUCAGUUUAUCAUUGGCAGGAAACGAAUAUCAACGAUUCCAUUUGAUAUACAAUAUGAAGAUGUAUAUCUACUGUGAAAUAACCAAUGAAACUUCGA
Phaedon cochleariae (mustard beetle) is the source of this 1948-nucleotide messenger RNA. NCBI's taxonomy places the organism in Eukaryota, Metazoa, Arthropoda, Insecta, Coleoptera, Chrysomelidae. The record is from the annotation of a GenBank genome assembly.